AUGGCUGCAGAAAAUUGGAACAACUCGCGCUACCGAACCUCAGUUGCAGCACGUUUGGUAGAAAGAGUGUACUUAAUGGAAAAGAAUCGGGUAUCAGAAGAACCCUCACAGUUGUUGCCGGAAAUGCUCAACUUCACUUUACAUGAAACUUUGAUCAGCGAAUGCGAUAACUCCAUAUAUGGUGCCAUUUUCGAAUACUCCGGCCACUACUACGACAAUCACCGAAACAUCCCUAGUUUGAGAACACCUCCGCGUUACGUGAUCGCGUUCCGUGGCACAGACUUGAAACCAGACACUAUGUUCUGUGAUGCGUUACAGGAUCUCCGGAUCGCCUUCGGCAGGCUCCAUCGCGGCACAAGGUUUUCACACGCAAUCCAUGCAAUCAUGAACAUGGUGGCCAAACACAAAGACACAUCUAUUUGGCUCGCUGGUCACUCUCUAGGAGCUGGCCUCGCAUUGCUGGCCGGAAAGACCAUGGCAAUGUCUGGAGUCAACCUAGAGAGUUACAUUUUCAACCCACCCAUUAUGACUUUUCCUAUGGAGCAGAUAUCUAAUUGCAGAUUGAUAAAAGGUGGUAUUGGAUUCACUGCGAGUGUCAUCAAAGCCAGCAUAGCCAAGAUCUUUAAGGAUCUUGAGGAAGAUGAUCCAUCCACGAGUAUAGCAUCAUGGACACCUAAUUUAUAUGUGAACCCAAGAGAUCUAAUCUGCGCAGAAUACAUUGGUUAUUUCAAGAACAAAAAAUUCAUGGCUAAGAUGAAAUUUUUGAGCAAAAUCGAAAGGAUCGCCUCUAAAUACCCAAUAAGGAGUAUAUUCUUUGGAAAAGAUGAGCCUCUUCACCUUCUUUCAUCGGCUUAUAUGACUGUUAAUAUCAGCGAAUCGCAUGGCAGGAGAAGAGCUUGUAAACCUCGCAAUUGGUUGAAUAAGAGGAUUGAAGCUCAUAGGCUUCACCAAUGGUGGGAUGAGUCGAUCAAUUGUCUCGCAAAACAGAAAUCGUGCAGUUUGGGACUUACCUCGGCGGCCGCAAGACUUCGGCAGCCUUUCUUGCGGCCGCCGCCUCCUCUCUUGCAGCCACCUCCUCCUCUCUUGCAGCCACCUCCUCCUCUCUUGCAGUCGCCUCCUCACUACAAGAAAACUGUUUAUUAG
Molecule: messenger RNA, 1143 nt
Organism: Microthlaspi erraticum
Lineage: Eukaryota; Viridiplantae; Streptophyta; Magnoliopsida; Brassicales; Brassicaceae
Source: the annotation of a GenBank genome assembly